Molecule: messenger RNA, 429 nt
Organism: Belonocnema kinseyi
Lineage: Eukaryota; Metazoa; Arthropoda; Insecta; Hymenoptera; Cynipidae
Exons: 1
Coding region: 1-429 (142 amino acids)
Source: RefSeq, a predicted model, not a curated record
AUGGAACAUUUAUCUGUACAAGAGAAAAUUGACAUGAUUCUCAGUUAUGGAGAAAAUGGAAAAAAUGUCGAGCAUGCUGUCACUCUUUAUGUUCAACGUUUUCCAGACAGUGUACGGUCACUCGCUUCUUUUUACCAGGUGCUCAGCAAAUUCACCACUAACGGUAGUGUACAAGCGAAAAAAAGAAAUAGUCCAAAAACUUUUACUGGAGUUAAUAAUGAAAUCGCGGUAUUAGCCACAGUCGCUAAUGACCCGCACGUUAGUAUUCGACACCUAAGCCGUGACUCCGGAACAUCUCAAAGCAGUGUUUUGAGGGUAUUAAAACGUAAUAAAUAUCAUCUGUUUCAUCUUUCACAGCAUGACGAACUUCAAGGCAAUGAUUUUCAGAACCGAAUGACAUUUUAUCAAUGGGCGCUUCAGCAGAUGUAA